Strigops habroptila (Kakapo) is the source of this 5607-nucleotide messenger RNA. It is a transcript of the gene SUN2, whose product is annotated as Sad1 and UNC84 domain containing 2. The transcript is spliced from 17 exons. Gene Ontology annotation, molecular function: protein-membrane adaptor activity. Bases 214 to 2343 code for a protein of 709 amino acids. NCBI's taxonomy places the organism in Eukaryota, Metazoa, Chordata, Aves, Psittaciformes, Psittacidae. Gene Ontology annotation, cellular component: nuclear envelope; meiotic nuclear membrane microtubule tethering complex. Gene Ontology annotation, biological process: nuclear envelope organization. The record is from RefSeq and is a predicted model, not a curated record.
GUGGCAGUGGGGCGGGCGGCUCCAUCCCGGCCCCGGCGGUGGCGGCCCGGGGCAGCAGGUGCCCCUUGGCGGGCUCGCAGCACCCCCAGCACCGCCCCGGGCACCCUCCGCGAGCGGGGUCCUUCCUCCCGGUGCGUCCCCUCCUGCUGAUGCUUCCUUGUCUCCCCCCCCCGCCCCAGGUGAACCGUGACCCCCCCGUCCCGUGCCGCCGCCAUGUCCCGCCGCAGCCAGCGCCUCAGCACCACCCGCUAUUACCCCGGGGACGACGAUGCCACGACCAGCAGCAGCAGCAGCUCUCUGCUGGGGGGCCAGCAGCUCCCCUUCAAGGAGGGCACCGGCAGGACGGUCAGGAGGAAAUCGAGCAGCACGAAGCGCAUCUCUCCUGCCCCCAGCACCCAAACCUCCUACUACAGCGAGUCCUUGGUGAGCGAGUCCUACCUGGGAGGCAACCGGGGCUUCGCUGCCCUGGGCAGCUCCAUGCUGGAUGAUACCCUGGACAGCAGUGCAUAUUGGGGUGGGGAGUUCUCUACCAGGAGGAGAAGAGGCACUGGGGACACAGAGUCCAGCAAGAUCAACGGGCUGCUGGAGAGCAAGACGUAUGACACCUACACCUCUUCGUCUGGAUAUUCCUCAGAAGAUGACUAUGCCGGUCACUUCUACUCAGGCCAGAGUAGCUCCGGGUCAGGGCUGAGGUCCGCAGCCUCCCGGGUGGGCUCCUUCCUCUGGCAAGUGUUCACUGCACCAGUUCGGUUCCUGGGGUGGCUGUUCUCGGGACUGGCAGCUGCCUGGCACCACCUCACUGGCACGGCUCCACACCUGAACAGUGUCCCCUUCUCCAGGCGCUACCCGUGGCUGAAGAGGUCCCUGCUUCUGCUGCUGCUCCUCCUGCUCCUCACUGCUGCUGCCUAUGGAGCUUGGUACUUCUAUCCCUAUGGGCUGUCGACACACAACCUCCCUGCCUUCCCGUGGUGGGGAGCAGGAAAGCUUUCCUCCCCUGACAUGCCCGGGACAGGGGACCUGACCACGCUGGACCAGGGGCACCACCGGCUCCUGGCUCGCUUCCAGGCCCUGGAGAAGCGCUUUGAGGUGCUGGAGGCCGAGAUGUCGCGGUGGGAGCUGCGGCGGGGAGCGGCAGCGGUGGCGGCGGGGGGAGAGCCACCACCAGGGGAUGUCCUGGCUCUGCUGGAGGGGCUGUUGAGCCGCCGGGAUGCGGGGCUGAAGGAGCAUCUCCGCACCGACAUGAACAGCCACCUCCAGGGUGAGCUGGAUGCUCUCCGAGCUGAGGUGCGGAGGGAUCUAGACGGACGCCUAGGGAAGAUGGCACAAACCUCUCAGGAGAUGGAGACACGCUUGCUGCAGCUGAACUCGGAAUGGCAGAGCUCGGUGCAGGAGAGCCUGCGAGGGAAGUUCCAGCAGGAGGUGGGCAAGCUGGAGCAGGAGGUGGCAGCGCUGAGGAGGGAGCUGGCGGGCCUCAAAUCGGACCAGGAGGUGAUGGGGAAGCACAUGGAGGGGAUGCUGGAGCAGCUGAAGGCAGUGCGUGCUGACGUGGAAGCUCAGUUCCCAGCGUGGGUCAGUCAGUUCCUGUCACAGUCCCGGCGGGAUGGCACUGCUGGGCUUGUCCUCCAGCAGGAAGACUUGCAAGUGGAGCUCCAGGCGCUGGAGCGUAAAAUCCUGGACAAAGUCUUGGAGGACAGGAGGCUGUCAGCGCGGGAUGCUGGUAUUGGAGUGGCCCUGCGGCAAGGGGGGACCACGGGGGUGACAGAGGAGCAAGUGCAUCUCAUCGUGGACCAGGCCCUGAAGCGCUACAGCGAGGACCGCGUGGGGAUGGUUGACUAUGCCUUGGAGUCAGCAGGGGCCAGUGUGAUCAACACCCGCUGCUCAGAGACCUACGAGACACGGACAGCACUGCUGAGCUUGUUUGGCAUCCCCCUGUGGUACCACUCACAGUCCCCCCGUGUUAUCUUGCAGCCAGAUGUCAACCCUGGAAACUGCUGGGCGUUCCGUGGGUCCCAGGGCUUUGCUGUCAUCCGUCUCUCCAGCAUCAUCCGCCCCACGGCCGUGACACUGGAGCACAUCCCAAAAGCUCUCUCGCCCAACGGGACCAUCCCCAGCGCCCCCAAGGACUUUGCUGUCUAUGGUUUAAAGGAGGAGGGAGAGGAGGAGGGCCUUCUACUCGGGCAGUUCACCUACAACCACAAUGGCAACCCCAUCCAAACAUUUUACUUUGAGGAUGACACCAUUGGCACAUACCAGCUGGUGGAGCUCCGGGUGCUGAGCAAUUGGGGUCACCUUGAAUACACCUGCAUUUACCGCUUCCGUGUGCACGGGGAGCCGGCGCACUGACCCCGGCGCAGGAUGAGGAUGCUGCCGGCCUGACAGCAAGAGGGGGUUUGUCUGGUUCACCGCUUCGCACGUAGAAACCCUGGGAUGUGCCAGCAGCUGCUCCCCACAGCGGGGGAGAAGAGCUGGGAUUUAAGGGGUGAGGCUUUCGCUCUUCCAAGGACUGGGGUGGCAAGGCAAAAGAGCAUCCCACGUGCGUCCUGGCGCAGCCUGGCUUGUUUUCAGUGUGUAUCGGACAUUUUAACUUUUUAAGCUCCUUUUUUAUCGGGUCUGUGCAGCCCUUCGUCCCCACUGCCCGCUCCUUUCCAAUGGUGUACCUAGCGUUGCCAGGGCUUGGGAAAGGGGUAUGUAAUUUUGCCAUGUGCUUCACGCAGGCUUGGGCACAUUACGGUGUAUGGGACCGUGGUGACCGGCUUGGUGCCGCUGGAGUAGGUAGGAGCCAGCAGUCACGGCCACUGAGUCUCUCCCCUCCACACAGGGUCAUUUCUUUUGCCUUCGCAUUGGUUCUGGUAGAGAUCUCCAGACCUCUGAUGCUGGGCUGGCAGAGGGGAAAUAAGACAGUAUUAAUGAAGUAUUAACAUAAACUAACGGUUUGGGGUGGCAGGAGGGGAGGAAUUUGGCACUUGAUUGUGGCAGAGCCUGCCCUGGUGCUGCUGGCUGUCUGCUCAAGCCCUCCUGCUGCCAGCGGCUGGGUAUUGGCAAUGCUGUUGGCUUCCCUGGCGGGCUGCUCCCCAGUGUUAAGCUUGAUGAUGCUAUUGAAAACUCCUGUUACCUGCUUCCCCUUUUGGGUUUAUUCUGGUUUUUUGGAGGGAGGGAGGGAGGGGGGUGUUUUCCAGUUGGGGUGUUUGGGAUUUUAUUUUUUUUGUAGUAACAAAGUUGAAAAAAGACUUUUUCCAUGUGAUUUCUACUUAACCAGAGAAUGUUACGUGGCGCCGCUUGGGCAAGUGGCUUAGAAGCGAAGAGGGCUAGAGCUUUGUUUAGUAGGAGAAUAGCGCACACACAGUAGGAUAAGCUAGAAUAAGAUGAGCAAAGCUGUUUAAAAUACAGGCCUUGAGUUGUUGGUGGCUUGGUAGCUGAACCUGGGAGACAAGGUCCUCCGUGGACUGCUGCCUGGCAGGGUGCCGGAGAUCCUGCCCUCCUUGCUCCGGAGACAUCCUCCGAGACUGCAACGUGUGGCUAUGGCCUCUUGUCCAUGGCUGCAUCUGUAUAUAGGUGACUGUCUGCAGCGAGCUGGAGCUCUGCACCACGCUCUCCAUGGGUGGGAGAUGGGGCAAUCCCCAGGGCUUGCAAGUGCCAGCAUGCUCCUGCACCUUGGGGAGGAAUGGGGCCUCCCCUCACCUGCAGUGCUCAGGGCUGCCUCUGUCGUUUCCCGGUCCCCAGUGGCAGAUGGCUGGCACAGGGUGACCUCAUUUCUCUUGGAAGGGCUCCCUUUCCCUCCUGCCUCCUCCUCACCAGCAUGGCUCAGUUCCCUGGCCGUGCUGGAGUAGGAUAGGGAGUUCUGCCUGCAGUGGGCAUGUAAAUCCUGCCUCUACCUGUGGUGUGAUGGGGGGAGCUCUGGCAGGGAACUGCAGGAAGGAUGCAUGGGGACCUUCCCUGAGCUGAGGAGUGCCAGGGCCAUCUGGCCACUCCAUUUCCUGGCUGCCUGCAUCACCCUUAGUUUGGCUUAUGUUCUUGGAUGGCAUUUAGAGCCUCCCCAUUUGUCUUGUGUUUUGUUGAAAUAAAAGCUAAAGGGCUCAUGUUUAGUGUUUCGGCCCUAUCUGAUGCUGGCAUCAUCCUUCCCCGGGCACCACCAGCAGUAGGGGUUCACCAUGAGUUGAUUCCUGUAUGGUCUCUUCUCUGCUUGAAGCACUGUAGGGUGAGGGAUAGAGAGGAGGGGAAUGGGCUGAAGAAGUGUCUCCUUUCAGCAUGCUUUGGUGUGAGUUGGGCAGAGGGGUUGAGUCCUGACCCGCUCCAUGCCAGCUGGAGGGGAUGAGGAUGGUGGUAGCACAUCCCUUCUGGAGGAGUUUCCUUGCUCCAAGCAGCCUCAACUCCAGCAGAUUAAAAUGACCCCAUGGAGCUCCCUGCCGUGCUGGGAGGCCCUGCUGCUGGGAGAGAGCAGAUCUGCAGCCAGAUCCAGUGAGGAUAAAUUCUCUCCUAUAUUGAGCAUAGUCUUAAUUCUUGGCAGCCACAGCCAAAGUUAUUUUAAACUUGUCUACAGCUGCCCGCUUGCCUUGGAGUCAUGUCCGUGAGUGCCCUGCUCACAGGGAGUUGUGCUUUUAUAAAUGCCCAGACCUGUCCUUGGCUGGGCAGAGCAGCUCCUGUAUUUGAGUAAUAGAGGGCAGAGAUGAAGCUCUUCCCCUUCCCCGGGGGUUCUAUGGCUGCUGGAGGAAAUGCCAUAACCACAAGGCUGGAAAACCCCUUCUCUUCCCUUCUAGUUCCCUGCCCUCUGCGUUGGGCUGUCAGGACAGACAGGGUCUUUUUGAUUUUGUGGCAAAUCAGGCAUGCUGAUGAGAGGUGGGAAAGGGGGAACCUCUUUCGCCAGGAAUGGAGCUGGAGUGGGGUCUCUGCUUCUUCCAAGGGGCUGUUAACCACUGGCUAUGGGGUAGGGAGCAUUUGGCUUUACAGGGCAAGCUUGCCCUGUCCUUUGGAGGCUAAAGUCUGUGCUGUUCUGAGGUAAAAACCCCUGGAGCCAUCAGUGAGAGGUCACCUUGGGGUUCAUGCCUUUCUCUAAAGGGUAGUACUGGUUUUGGAGGUCUCCUCAUGCCAACUGCAUGAGGAGGCCCAGGAAGGCAUGGUGAGGCUACACACGGUUUGUCAUCACCCAAACUCUGCUCAUGGGUGCCAGGCUGCAGCCAGAGCACCCAGGCAGCUGCCUCUCCAGCAGCAGCUUGCUGCAACACCUUCCUGAGCUGCAAAGGAAUAGAAGGCACAUAAAACCGCUGCUUCAGCAUGUGCAUCUGUGCCCAGAGGUAUUUCAUCCUUGUGCUGCUGCAGAAGAUGGGCCUCUUGAGGCAGGAGAAAUGGGAAACAGCUGUCAGAGCAGAUCUCCCUUAUUUUACUCCAGUUUCCUCUUCUCUUCUCCCUCCUCAAUUUGCCCUACACACGUGUUAUGAAUUAGCCCUGCAGAAACAGAUGGUUACAGGCAGGAAAUGAGUUUGUAUUUGAUGCUGUAGCCUGUUGCAAAUGCUGCACUGUUUUGUUCAUUUUAUUUUUUAAUCAACAGAUUGUAAUUUAUACCUAUGCAAGAAAAGGAAAAAGACCAAGACGAAUAAAUUAUGUUAAAACUGC